UCAAGGACACCGUGACAUUGAGAAGCUGUGUUCCUAGAAUUAUAAUAGCAUAGACAUGAAAGAAAAACAAUAUUUUGUUGGGUGCAUAAAACGUAAAACUAUAUCUAUGCGCUUAAAAAUGUACUUGUGCUCAAUUACCGUAAGUUUGCAUGUGUGUGAUUGAUAAAGCAUUUGUUAAAGGAUAAUAUAAAGUUUUGAUAAAAGAGGAUUCCUGGAGUUUAAAAUUGAAAUGCACAGUGUUUUCCAAACCCUGGAAAAAAGAGAAAGUUAUUACGCUAAAAUAGCAGCAGCUAAAUUGAUUAUUGAUCGUGUUAUUACAAUGCCAUAACGGAUGGCUUUGUAUUAAUUAUUUAUACAUUGUAUUUUAAAAUAAAGUCUAACGAUCAGCGCAACAGUUUCACUAUUAUCACCAUAUAAGAUGUGUAAUAUCUUGAAAAUGUAAGUGGACAAGCAGACGAAGUGCUAAAUUUUUCAAUUGUUAAUGUUAUUUAUCAUUUAUUAAAGCCUACGGUUGUUUACCAAGUGCAGCUUUCUUUGUUUACUGGAUUAUUUAAAAAUAAUCACAACAAUUAAUCCAAUAUGGUUUCUUUUGGACUGUGUAUCUUAGAAACAAUAGCUGCAGUAGAAACUAUUUUUAGAUUAACACAACAGUAUGGACUAUUGAUGGACAAAAAUGUAACGCAGGUUGUGGAAAGCGAUGAUUGGCCAAUCAAUUUACCAAGGACAGCACCGAGUAUGCAUCACACGUCAAUUCAUCAUUACGCUAUUCAUGGGCUGUGUAGAAAUUUUGAAGGCAAAAAGAAGCUGUAUAAAGCCAUGAAGACCAAGUUAUGUCAAAUGAAAUUAUCUUUUAUAGCGGAGUUUGUUUUGGAUUUAUGUAGAGGGAAACAUGCUUUGUUGACAAAUUGGGUUGGAGAAUUAUUUGACAUUGAUGGGGACGGUUAUAUUACACAUUUCGAGAAACACUCAUUUGAUGAUGUCUAGUGGAUGCAUCGUUACUUAUUUUCGGAUCAUUCAAAGUUAAUGAACAAGAUAUUGUAAGAAAACAGUCGGAAAAAAGAGUGAAAGUGUUUUAGACUAAAUACUUGCUUUUGUAAAAAUUAAUGAUUUUAAGAUAUACUUGAACUAAAUCAUUCACUAUGUUGGCGAAACUCGUAUAUUGUAACUUAUAUACAAUGGUUUGUCAUGUGAUAAUGCUGGAAGGCAAAACAGGUUUGCUUUUCUCACAAUGUUGUUUCAUAGAUUUAUUAAUUCAUAUGUUAAUACAAUUUAAACAUUAUAUAUUAUGAGAGUUAUUGUUAAUCGAGUGUCAAUGAAUUAUAGAUAUACGACUCUUAAAUAUAAGUGGUUGAGUUAUGUGACGGAGUUCUCACAAAUUAAUGUUUUACUACCGAUUUAUUCGGAAGACGUAAUGCAAAAUGAAGAAACAUGUUCAGAAUUAAUCUGAAAAUUGAUAUUCAGUACAAUUUUCAGCCCAGUUGAGUUAAAAUUGUCUA
Ruditapes philippinarum (Manila clam) is the source of this 1496-nucleotide messenger RNA. RefSeq lists its product as uncharacterized. The record is from RefSeq and is a predicted model, not a curated record. The transcript is spliced from 4 exons. NCBI's taxonomy places the organism in Eukaryota, Metazoa, Mollusca, Bivalvia, Venerida, Veneridae. The coding region runs from base 580 to 984 and encodes 134 amino acids.